Molecule: messenger RNA, 875 nt
Organism: Raphanus sativus (radish)
Lineage: Eukaryota; Viridiplantae; Streptophyta; Magnoliopsida; Brassicales; Brassicaceae
Product: probable pectinesterase/pectinesterase inhibitor
Exons: 1
Coding region: 33-680 (215 amino acids)
Molecular function (GO): enzyme inhibitor activity
Source: RefSeq, a predicted model, not a curated record
UCUUUUUCUCCAUCCAUGUAAAAACCACAACCAUGAGCGUUCCAAUAAAACUAGCCUUUCUCUUCUUAACCGUCAUCUCAACCGCAACGGCUAAAUCAGCCAAACGCACAGACUACCUUUCCACACUGCACGCAAAAACAAUCGCGGGAAUAUGCACUGUUAUCCAAUCAGACACAAGUCUAUGCACCACAACCCUUAAAGAAGUUCCUAGCGAUGACCCCAUCACAUUAAUCCGAGCAUUACCUACUGCGGCUGAAUCUUCCGUCAAAAAAAGCGUGACGUUCCUCAUCGGAAUCAAACCAAAACACACAUCAAACGUAGUCGCAACUGCAGCGAUCAACAGCUGCGAGAAAAACUUGAAUAACGCGUUAGAAGAUUUCGCUGAGUUUUGGAAAGCUACGGGUAAAGAUGUAACAACGUUGGCUCGUAACUAUUUCACGUGUAAGAAGACGUUAACGUCUAUCAUGGGGUAUCAUUCAACGUGUUUGGAUGAUAUUGAAGAUAAGAAUCUGAAGAAAGAAGUGGGGAUUGGGAUUGGUGUUGGGAAGAACCUAAGCAGUGACUCGUUUGAUGUGUUCAAUGGUUUGCCUACUAUUUUCAAGACUUUUAGUAUUAACGUGAAGCUUAACGAGGAAGACACUUCGCCCCGACCGCCACCUUUGUCGGAUUAUUAUUACUGAUUAAAGGAUUUGUAAAUAAUAACUCAUUACUAUCGUAUAGUGCUUAAAGCGAUACUUGUAGAGAUACUUAUCAUGUAGGGUACUAUUGUAACCAUUGAUUCUAGUAUAGUGAAAUAUAAUAUUGGAAUUGAAUCAUGUAUUGUAUCUUUUUUAUUCAUGUACAAACGGAUUAUAUAUAUGAAAUGUGAUAUUUAC